Chlorella variabilis is the source of this 1182-nucleotide messenger RNA. RefSeq lists its product as hypothetical. The coding region runs from base 1 to 1182 and encodes 393 amino acids. Lineage: Eukaryota; Viridiplantae; Chlorophyta; Trebouxiophyceae; Chlorellales; Chlorellaceae. The transcript is spliced from 5 exons. The record is from RefSeq and is a predicted model, not a curated record.
AUGCGGAGGGUGCUGGCGACCUUUGGCAACGGGGAUUGCGGCCGCCUGGGGCACUCGCUGGAGUAUGCGUCAGAGGAGCUGCCGCGGGUGGUGCGAGCGCUUCUGGGAGUGCCGCUCAAGGCGGUGGCAUGCGGCGGGGCGCACACCGCAGCGGUGGACGACUCGGGGACGGUCUACACGUGGGGACUGAACGACAAGGGGCAGCUGGGGCACGACAGCGAGGACAGCGAGGUCGGCCUGCCAGGGGAGGUGGCCAUGCCGGAGCGGGUGGUGGCGCUGUCGGCGGGCUAUUACCACACGCUCUGCGUGGGCGAGAGCGGCAGCGUCUGGAGCUUUGGCUGCAACGGCAAGGGCCAGCUGGGGCUGGGGAAGGACGUUGUGCUGGUGCGGGAGCCGCGCCUGGUCAAGUCGCUGCAGGACAAUAAGGUGGUUGCGGUCGCUGCAGGCAUGGAGCACUCGUUAGCGCUGACGGCAGGCGGCGAGGUGUACAGCUGGGGGAAUGCGGCCAACGGGCGGCUCGGGCACGGCAGCGCCACCCCGCGCCGCCUGUUUGGAAGCAGCAUCGAGUUCUUGCCGCGGCUGGUGCGGGCCUUUGAGGCGCUGCGGGUGGAGCAGGUGUCUGCGGGGCAAAUGCACUCGGCAGCCGUCAGCACUGCGGGCGACGCCUUUUUGUGGGGCUACGGCAAGUUCCACCAGCUGGGCUUUGGCAGCGAUGAGGACCUGGCCGGCCCCACCGUGCUGCCGCCGCUCAAGGGCAGCACAGCGGCGGUGGCAUGCGGCUCGCUGCACUCGCUGGCGCUGCAGUAUGGCGGCCACGUGCUGGCAUGGGGCACCAACCAGAAUGGCGUUCUGGGGCAGGGACAUGAGAAGCAGCAGCAGCCGAAACGGCCAUCCAAGGUGCCGGGCGUGUCAGCGGAGCAGAUAGCGGCGGGCUGGAAGCACUCUGCGGCAGUGACGGGCAGCGGCAAGCUGUACACCUGGGGCUGGGGCGGCAGCCAGGGGACAGCCCUAUCGUUUGAGGGGCGUACCGGCACCGGCGGGCAACUCGGGCACGGCAACGAUUUUGACUACUGGAGCCCGCACCAUGUCGAUUGGCUGUCGCUCACAGAAACAGACUUGGUGGCGUGCGGCAUGAACCAUACUGCAGCAAUCGUCGAGCUUGAUUCUGGGGUAUCACUCUGA